This is a messenger RNA of Suillus subaureus, 734 nucleotides long. RefSeq lists its product as uncharacterized. The record is from RefSeq and is a predicted model, not a curated record. Lineage: Eukaryota; Fungi; Basidiomycota; Agaricomycetes; Boletales; Suillaceae. The transcript has 4 exons. The coding region runs from base 360 to 734 and encodes 124 amino acids.
AUGUCAGUGCCGCGGACCAUCAGUUGGCAAGUUGAUCAAGAGGGUACACGAUUCACGAAUCUCUUGAUCAUUUCGAAUUUCCGCUUUUCCCUUACAAGCCCGUGUCGUUCAACUUUAUUCUGUCAAGAUCAUGCCAGCCUGAGUUACAUGGUUUCUCGAUUUCUCACUGGGCAAAUCGAUCGUUUACUCGUGUGUGCAUCCCGGGGAAUUGACCUUGAACUUACCAGGCAGAGGCAGCUCCUACAGUCAUCUUCCAACACUGCUUGUCACCUGUCACUCUCCUGCCACACCCCUUGGCCUUGAAUCUUGAUGCCCUCAAAUCCAGUCCUGGGACCCUCCAUUUCGUUUAAAUUGAUAUCAUGAAUGAAGGCAGUAUCAAGACCGGGUGUUCAAAAGUUCUUGGGCUUCUCGAUGGCACUGGGUUGGACUCUAUCAUUAAUAACGCUGCGAUCCCAUGGAAUAGCAGCAGCGAAGACAUCGUCAACACGAGCUCCUCUCUUACCAGUGUCAACAAAGAUCUCAAGCCCGAAUCGACCAGCUACAAUAUCAGUAAGGUGGGACUUCACGUACUCGUAGGCGAUCCCUUCAUCGAAAUCUACAUGGGCGGCAAGGGUGCGGUGAUCGAGCCCCAUGUCUCCGAGUUUGUGACAGGCAUUGUGAACAUCGUGACGAAACCCACUACAGCUGAUGUGGGCAAGUUUUACAAUUAUUUGGGCAAGCAGAAUCCGUGGUGA